AUGUUCACCGCCGAAGAGGGAAGACGAAGAUACCACCGUAUCAGGAAGGAAAAAAAUCCCUACGGUCUAGCAUCCAAGAUGUGUUCCGUGAUGCGUUCUUGUCACUUUACCAUGCCUGAACGAACGAGUCAUUUCUGUCAUGCCAGUACAUGGGGUUUUGCAACUAAGAGCAACUCUAGCAGACCCCGCAUCCUGCUCCGGCUUGUAAAAUAA
This is a messenger RNA of Triticum turgidum subsp. durum (durum wheat), 213 nucleotides long. Lineage: Eukaryota; Viridiplantae; Streptophyta; Magnoliopsida; Poales; Poaceae. The record is from the annotation of a GenBank genome assembly.